AUGGCAGACUCCAGGCAAUUUAGUCUCGGUGAAGAGAAUAGCGGUAGCAAGAUCCCAAGCAGUGAUGCCUCAGCACACGGAUUUCAAGAGUCAGCGGCUGCAUGCCAUGAUGAGGCUACAGAAGCGGAUGUAUUGACGCCUCUGGCCAGUGAACAAGAUCCUCCGGUCAGAGGCGAGCACGCUUUCCACCAACAUUCCACUCUAUCACCUCUUAUUGCAGAUGCUGCGGAGACCGCCAUGGGUUCCUUGACUACAACUUUGUCUACCACGGCACCUCUCAGGACAAACGUGUCGCCAGAUCAGGUUACGAGUGGCUACUUUGGAUCACAGCCCUUGAGGUCGCCCUCAUCACGAAGAAGUUUGAGGACCAUUCCUGCAUCUCAGCAGUCCUCUUCAGGUUCCUUACACACUCUGGCGGAAAGAGAAGACCAGGAAAGCGAGUCGCAAGCUUCCAUACGACGUGCGGCAUCUACAAGGACGAGACAACCUGCCUCCAAUCGUCGUCACUCUAAAUCUGCCUCAAUAUCUCAACCCGUCAGCAGUCCCAGAAGGCACGUCAAUAGCGACCAUCCAGGUUUCCCAGAACAGUCACUGGCUUCGCUGUCGCCCACGCCUGUUUCAUUUCCAACUCGACCCCAUCCACCGCUCCGUACUCGGAGCUCUCAUCCUGCUCAGAACCUUCUUUACAACGACAUGGCUACAGCCAAUGGUCUCUUUAAGGAAAAGUUGCCUUUGCAUAAUAUUGCACGUACUGCUGACAAUACGCCAAUGUCGAGUCCAGGUCUUUAUUCUCCCACUGCCGUCCGGCAUACCAAUCCAUACGUGAGCGAACAGCAAAGACCUACGACCCCGACGUUGCAUCACCUGCAGGCGCCUAAAGAGACGAACACGGUAGAAAUCGACCACGAUCUGUACUCGGGCAACAAGCUCAUCAAUGAGUAUGAAGUCGUGAGAGAGCUUGGACGUGGUGAGCAUGGCAAGGUCAAACUUGGUCGUGAUCUUCGAACUCAAGAAAGUGUUGCCAUCAAGAUCGUUCCAAGAUACUCCAAGACACGCCGGCUUGGUCGUCUGGGGGAGCCACAAGAUCAGACGAAAAGAGAGGUUGCCAUCCUCAAGAAAGCUCGACACGUCAAUGUUGUCAGUCUUCUCGAGGUUAUCGACGAUCCGGGCAAGAAGAAGGUAUAUCUGAUUCUCGAGUUUGUUGAAAGGGGAGAGAUCAAGUGGAGAAGAGAGGGUGUCAGGGAGAUCACAAAAAUCAACAAAUAUCGGUUCUCGAAGGAAGUGGAAGGCAAGAAGCUUACACUCGAGCCUAGCGAGUCUGAGUUGUGGCAGGUCAGACUAGCUGCACAACGUCAUGAAGGAUUGGAGAAAGCUCGCUCGAAUCAGCCUCAUGCCUCGAGUGUGGCUCACUAUUAUGCAGCAUAUGACAUCGAUGAAGAAGGCGAUACUCUUUGGAGAACUCCUUCCCAAGCACCUUCUGCCACGUACUCGGCCACCAACUCUGACCACCUUACGCCACAACGUCAGCAGUCACUGGACGAUCACACACAUGCUACGCCCAUGUUAGCUGGCAGCAUGUAUGGUCCAUACAUGGAUGAAGUGCCUUAUUAUGCAGAUCGGAAGAAUAGUGUUGCAACCGCUUUGUCUCACAUGUCGUCCGAAAUUGAUCUGGACGAGGACGACGAUGAACUGAAUUAUGUGCCAGCUUUGACCUUUGAGGAAGCUAAGCAUGCAUUUCGUGACACGCUUCUUGGUUUGGAGUUCUUGCAUGCAAUUGGCAUCAUACAUAGAGACAUUAAACCUGCCAACCUUCUAGUCGCGAACGAUGGCACGAUCAAGAUCUCUGACUUUGGGGUUUCCUACUUUGGCAAACCUUUGACUGAGCAAGAAGUCACCGCCACGCAAUACCAAGACAAAGACGCCAAGUCACUUGAUAACGAAAGAGAGCUUGCUCGAUCAGUGGGCACUCCAGGUUUCUGGGCACCUGAACUGUGCUAUGAAGAUGCUGGAAUUUUUCACGAUGGUAAGGCACCGAAGAUUACUGGUGCCAUAGAUCUUUGGGCGCUUGGGGUGACCCUAUAUGCCAUGGUCUAUGCUCGUCUUCCUUUCUAUGCUACUGGCAACAUCGGCCUUCACCAAGCGCAAUGCACUCUUGACCCUGUUGUGCCGACUACAAGGCUUGUGCCGGCUGACACCUCGAAUGACGACUUGGUUACACAUUCAAAAAGGCCGAUCAACAGCAAUAAACGGCUAGACUAUGAAUUAAAAUUCGAAGAUGUGCCAGAGGAUUUGCGACACCUGAUCAAGAAGCUGCUGACCAAGGACCCGGCACACCGCAUCACGAUUGCAGAAGCCAAACAGCACUCCUGGGUACUGGAAAAUAUGCAUAAUCCAGGCGAGUUCCUGAAGCAACCCGAACUGGCCGAGAAUGGUACGAAAAUCCUGGAUGUUGAUGAGAGAGAGAUGUCGGGUGCCGUGUCAAAAUUGACUAUAUUUGCAGAAAUUGCCAAGGCUGGCAAGGCUGUUUUGAAUGUGUUCACCAAAAGCAGGAAACGUGGGCAAAGCAUGAGCUCGAAUGCUAAGUCAAGCAACUCGAGUGACUCAGUGGACUCACCCUCAAGCUCGACGACAAGCACCGUCGGCAAAAUCGAAAGGGGACGGGAUUUUCGACGAUCUAGUUUACAUGGUGACGACUUGGUCAACGCACUGCAGCGUUCCAGAGAACCUUCAGGACAUCCAUUGGCCCAGAGCCAAACCGCUAGCCCUGACGACCAGGAAAUGCCUUCUUACUUUACGAGCGAAACACCUAAGCCUUUACCUUCACCACGUGUCGCGCCCCAAGUCGACCACGAAGGUAGACCAAAGCUUCCUGACCGUGCCAUUUCUGCCCUGUCGACUGCAGAUUCGAUUCGUACGAUACGUGCAAGUCAGGUCAAUCCAUAUCCCUCCUUCGACGGAGUGAAAGACUUCGAGUCUCCACAAAGUUUCGAAGCUGCUUCAAGUGUCAGAAGUCGAACAGCAGGUCUCUGGGAAGGAGCGACCAGGAGUCUCACUAGAUGGGCCAGUCAGGACAGGCACGGUGCGGGCGUCUCUCGAUCACCAUCAAUAAGUAGAAGUUCCUCAACAAGCGACACACGCUCAGUUCCCAGUCUAGCAGUCAGCAAUACACAGGCUUCCGGCUCGAUCGAGACACCAGAAAUUCUACGCUCUUUGGACAAUCACUCUCAGCAGGCGUCCCCUUCCAGUCCCAGUACAAGUACACAUCUGGCACCAACCGAAUCUCACCAUCCGAGGUUGUCUUCAGGCACCGCUUUUUCACAAGCCCAAGAGAUCAAUCAACGUAGGCAUAUUCAAGAAGCGAGGCGUGGAGUGGAGGAUGCGCUUAGGGUGAUGGAAAAGUCGGAAGCAUCCUCGGUAGAGUGUCCGCCGUCGCCAGACGACCUGAUCUUCAAGGCACAGCAGACACAUUCUCUCGAAGAACCUCCCCAGUCUCCUCUUGAGGCCGGGUCUGGCCCGUCAAUGAGCACCGCAGUGUCUUCGGUUGAAGAUUUCACAAACAGUAGCGUGACGCAAAGUAUCUCAAACCCGAGCUUCGUCGCUACUUCUGGUGCCUCCUCUCCACCUGACGAUAGCUUCCUCUCGGCGGAGUACAAGGAGCAUUACCGAAGAGAAUUGCACGGUAUGGGGUCGGAACCAGACUUCAUGCGAACAAAUGACACCGUGAUUGAACAUCAUGAACACAAAACAGCUGCAACUAACCAAAGAUUAACUGAACGUCACCCUAUGAAUGAUAACGACGAAGAAGACGAAGACCAAUAUGAAGAGGAGGAGGAUUUCUCUGAUGAAGAAGAGAUGGUCAUGAUGGGUGCACCCAAAAAGAGAACAGCAUAA
Molecule: messenger RNA, 3891 nt
Organism: Lithohypha guttulata
Lineage: Eukaryota; Fungi; Ascomycota; Eurotiomycetes; Chaetothyriales; Trichomeriaceae
Exons: 1
Coding region: 1-3891 (1296 amino acids)
Biological process (GO): protein phosphorylation; signal transduction
Molecular function (GO): protein serine/threonine kinase activity; ATP binding
Source: RefSeq, a predicted model, not a curated record